UCCAGUCACUACGUCACCGCAGCGCGACUCGUGUUUUCGGUGGAAGAGAGCGAAAUCGAGAGCAAAAUAGAGAGAGAGGGGGGAGAGAGACCAUGUAAAAACACGCUGCUGUGCUGAAUGGACAUGAGGUAUUUACAUUACAACCGUGUCAGUGUGUGGAAGAGAUGAAACAGUCCUGAAAGACUCGGUCGGUGUCCUCCUUAGGAGCUUUGCGGGCGAUCAUGAUGGAAAAGUGUCUGUGGUGCACCACGGCCCUGGAAGCGGAUGGAGAUGUGGCAAUCGUCGACAUGUUGCGACGCUACAGCUUAGGGAAGCUGUCUGAGGGUGUGAUGAAGUCUUUGAAUGAAGACCUCAGCUACUGCCCGGAGUGUGUGGUGGAGUAUCAUCGAGCCAGAGACAAGGUCCCUGAUUUGCGCAAGCGUUUGUGGGAAAUGGAAAAGGCUCGACUCCUGAGUGUGUUGAAAUUUAAUCUGGACAAGGAGCUGGGAGAGGAUGAUCUAUUUAUCAUCGAAGAUGAUCUUGCGAAGCCAGUGUCGCUGAUCUCUCCUGCAGAAUUCUACGAAAGUCUGCGCUACCCACUUUUUGAAGUUCUGAAGUAUCCGUACCUGCUUUGCCACCGUGAUCUGUGUGAUAUGGUGGUAAAGGCCUUAUGCAAGUUGCAGGAUAUGAAUAAGUCCUUUACUGUGUUUGAAAAGCAUCAAGGAACAUAUCUGCUUCUUGUUCAUCCCAAUGAACAGGUGCGGCGUUGGGCAAUCGAUGCUGCAAAAACUAUGAAGAGUGUGGACCGGGACGCCUACUAUGACCUUCAAGACAUAUUCUUUUGCAUGUUUUAUGUCAUUGAGCUUGGAAUAUCUUUGGAUGUUCCAGACUUGGAUCCUGAGUCUUACGCAGGGGGCACUAUACCAAUGCUGCCGUCUCACCUCUAUGAUUCGCAAAAUAAGAAGAAUUACUGGCUAGGCAUCUGCAUGUUGCUAACACAGCUUAGUGCUGAGGCAAUGGACUCUCUGUUCAUGGGACAGUUUAACAUCCCGCUUUGCAUACUCAACACCAUGGAUAAGCUGAAAAAUGAGGAUAACCCAGCUUCCGACCCAUUCUGGCCAGCCCUCCACUGCUUUAUGGUAAUUCUGGACCGGCUUGGUUCUAAGAUCUGGGGUCAGGUUGACCCUAGUAUGGCUUUCCAGACCAUCACUGGAGCAACCAGCUAUGAUAUGGAAAUAAGAAGCAUCCAGCAAAAAACCAUGGGGACUAUGUUUAAAGUAGAGCCUGAAUAUGAUGACAACAUGGUGACUUGCAGUCAGAUGGUGUACGACUGUUAUGCCUCAAAACCAAACCAAGCAUCUGGUUCGUCAUCCAACAGUGGCAUUUGCAGCAACUAUGUGAUCUAUGAGGAUAUGCAGUCUUUGGUCAAAGUGCUUGAUUCUGAGAUGGGCCAGAGCAUGCGUGUAUAUGGAAGCACUUUUCUGUGGUUCAUUCCAUUUGUCCGUUCCAUAAUGGAACUUCCAGAGCUCAAUGCCUCCUUUAUCAGUGAAGUCAUUCACUAUCUUUGUGAUAAGAUUCUAGCUAAUCGACAUGUACUGACCGGACAGACAAACAUGUGCGAUAAAGUAACCGAGUUCUUCACCCGCAUCCUCAUUCAAAUUGUUGAGCUACACUCCACGGAAGGACGUAUGGGAAUACUUACUCGCUGUGCCCCAAAGUGGGUUGAAGUGAUUGUCAUGUGCAUUGUCCUAUCGGAUGAACCACAUGGACCACCAGACAAGAUGGGUGGGAUUCACAGCGUCAGUUCAACCUCGUACAAUCUGGGGAUGGUAGGAAGACUGCCUGCGUCUGGAGGUGGCAUUGGUGCCAUAGUUCUAGGCUGCAUGGCACUGAUUCGACUGCUGCUGAAAGAAGGCAUAAAGACGGGAUCUGUCCCAAGUGCAAGCCAUUUUUUGAAUUUACUUAACAAGCAGCUGCGUGGAGCUACAAACAAACGAUGGAAUUUAAAACAUUCUGAAUCUAUAGAGCUUCAAAAGUGUUUAAAAUCUGUUGUCCGGUCGAUGCAAGAAAAAACUGUCGCUCCAACCUCUGUGGUUCCAUCACCAUCUACAUCAUCGGUGGAGGCAACUACAAACACUGUAAUUUCCAGAAAAUCAAUGCCAACCCUGCAACAACAACAUGAGGAACAGGGUCCGAGCAGAGCCUGUGGCUCCUCAUUUAUUAAAGAGGAGCCACAUUUGAAUUAUGGCGAUUGCUUCUUGGAUGAGGAGUUCUGCAGCGGUCUUGAGAACAUCAUAAAGGCUAAAAAGGAACCUCCUGCCCCCGUGUUCAUUUCAGAGCUGAGACCUUCUGUUGAGUUGGAACAUAUUAAACCAGAUCUGGAUAAGCUGCAGGAAAUUCGAUCCAAAUUAAAUAACCAGAAUUUGUUAAAGAUUGAAGCCAUUACCAAAAAGCCUGGUGAAUCUUUAAAACCUGUUCAUUUGGCAUCGGCUAAGGAGAAACGUGGUUUUCAAGCUACUGAGGAGGAUGAUUCAGAUGAUGAUGAACCCCUCAAUGUUAGACGAGCCCAAUUGAGAAAAUCUGCUCAACACAAGGUUGAGUCCAGUGACUCUGAAGUUUACUGUAGGGAUGUUGGAAAAACGCAUACCAUGUCCACUGGCAACUCAAAGAAAAUCGUAGAGUCCAGUACCAUUGUUAUCUCUGAUGAUGAAGAUUCUGAUCAUGCUGAAGGACUAAAAGACAUCAGUUGGCCUGUUGAAAAGCAAUGUGCCACGAAAAAUAAAUCUACAGGACAUCCUGAUUUGCCUGAGAGUCCAGGGCGUGAUUAUGAUGAUCUCAGUGAGUCACAAGUGUUUGAGUUUGAGACCCAGCAAUAUGUGGCAUCUGCCUGGAAUGAUCCGGCUUUUGAUGAAUCAGUCUUGACUAAGAAAUCGGACCAGACACUCAAACCACAGGUGGAAGAAGAUCCUCAUGAAGCAUCUCCCUCACGGAGUUCAGACAAUGGCAUGAUUCCAGAUGAGGCAUGUCGGCAAGCAGAAGAUGAGACCAGACAACAGCCACAGUCACAAGAGCCAGCGGAUCCAGGUGAAUUGUCCAAAGCAUCCAGUAAUGCAGAAAGCUGGGAUAAAUUUGUCCAAACCAAACCAAAACCUCUGCAGGUUAAAAGCACAAAAACCAUUCCAUCUGAGAAGACAGACAAGUCCAAGCCUAAAAAGCCAGUGAUAAUUGAUGCCCUUGCUCGAAAAUUCAGACGCCACCACUUGAAACGCAACUUCAUGUCUAUGGACGUUGAAGAACCUUCCUCGACCUCAUCAACUACUUCAUCCUCGUCUGGUGUUCAGCCUUCCUCUCCAUCCUCCAGCUCCGGUUCCUCUUCUUAUUUUUCUGCUUCCACCUCACGGGGCACCCCUGCCAUUGUUCCUCCAAAGAAGGUGCGUAAAGCUGUUGAGCCAGAAUCAACAGCGGAGCGUUUAGGAUUGAAAAAGAAGGAAAGAAAAGCCUUUGAUCUUUCUCAGCGUUCACUAGAUUGUGUGGCUAAACUGAGGUGCCAUGGCCAGAAAUUGCAGGUUGAACCACAACAGAAGACAAGGCGAGCGAGUCGGACCAGUAAGACCUCACCGCAGAAACGUAUGGUGAAAGGCAACAAGAAACUUAUGGGAUCUCAAGAUUUUCAGUUUUACAAGCAAAGUCGUGAGAAACAACAGAGGCCAGCAACAGGAGCUGUCACAACAUUUGCUCAAAAACCAGCAAAGACAAAUCAGCCAGGUGAUGUACCCUUACCCAAACCUACAGUUACAAGCAAUGAGAAUGGUGAUUUUGUUCCCUGGUUUCAACCAGAUCCUGAUCAGAAGCAGAAUAAUGAAAAUACUACAUCGGAAUUCGGGGACUCUAAAGGGGAUGGGAUUGGAAGUAAUAGGACAAUAAUAGAGUCCAAGUACUUUCAAGCCAGUGAGCCAGCUGAUGUCAACAUGGAAAAAGAAAAAGCCACCCAGGCACCCAAAGAGGACGUUGAUGAAGAAUGGAUGUUUCUCACUCAGAUGGGACCCACUGACAUGGAACUGUGCUCUCAAAUGGAGGAGCUUGAGGAUGAAAAUGAAGAACUCUUUCUGACCCAGAGAGAUCCUGUCGACAUGGACCUUGAUUCAGAAAGUGAGUCAGAUUUCCCCGAGCAGCCAGUGUCGGCGCAUAAACCAUUUCAGACUAAUGCCCCUAUUCCGAGCACCAUCUGUAAGGAAAAAGUUGCUGAUCAUUUGUUCUUGAAGCCUGGCCUGCCACCAAUGAAAAAGGCCAAACCUUCUACCACAAAAAUAUACAACCCCAGCUCCCGCAGUGCCUCGCUAGUCCUUGAAAUGGAAAAAGGAGCUAAGCCGCCUCCUGCUGCUAAUGUUGCUAAAGCGAAGAUUUCCCGACUGCCCCCAGCUUUGCCACCUCCCAAAACAUUACAGCCUGUGACUCUUCAACAAUUCACAAAGCCAUUUCCUUCACAACAAACUCCUCUGCCUCUGAGCCAUGGUCCCAGGUUGGUCACUAGUACUAAAAUAAGCUCUACUUUAGAGCCACCAUCUUACAAGGUAUACCAAAGGCCUGAGACUCCAGUUAACAGACCAGCACCCACGAUGAAUCAAAGCCCAAAGUUUGACCUUUCAUUCUUGACCCGCGCUAUCCUUAAAUGGGAAUAUAGAAUGCUUGAGAAUUACAAAACUUUUGGGAGUCCAAGUGAUCUAUGCCAACUGCCUCUGAAGGAGGUGCCAGUUAAGUUCCAGAGCUACCUGGAGUACUUCAACAGCUUGUACCCCCUGCUGCUAAUUAAUGCAUUUGAAGAGAUGGCUAGUGAAUGGCUCAGAGAGGGCAGGGUCAAGCUUAACCUAAAGGUCCUGGGUAUAGAAUACAGUAAUUCCACAGCUAGUGCCAGCUUCACAGUGGGCAUUUCUCAGGAAAGUGACAUGAAGCAACUGUACCCAAAAGAAGAUGACCUUGUCCUGCUUUGGCUGCCGAACAACAGACAAGCGUAUGCCCACGAUGAACCAAAUUUCCAUGAACCACAUCCUCAUUUUGGUUGUGUGUCCCGUUCCAUUGUUUCCAAAAAUCCAGGUUCCAUGUCAACCCUAAGCUUGACAAUUCAGACCCUUGGUAAUGUGUCUUCGGUGAAUGCCCAACCUGUGCUUUGUGAAGUUAUUGGAUCUUUGGUCAGCAUAUUCCGGGAGUUUCGUGCACUAUGUUUGCUGCAAAAUGGACCGAUGUUGCGUCCUGUUCUUGCUCCACAUGUGUCUUAUUUCACACACACUCUGAACAGCCCACCGGACCUGGACACAUCAGAGUACAACAGGGACCAGGCAAGAGCGAUAUCCUGUGGAGUUGCCAUGAUCGAAAGAACGCAGUCCUGUGGUCUUGCCACGAUGGAGAGAACGCCGAAGACCCCAAAAUUUCUCCUUAUUCAUGGUCCUCCAGGAACUGGAAAGAGUAAAACCAUUGGUGGCUUGUUGUACAAACUACUGUCUUCGGGUAUUAACAGUGUUGCUUCUGUGGGGAACCUUCACGCCAAGACUCGACGGACACGUGUUCUACUCUGUGCACCCUCUAACGCUGCCAUCGAUAGUCUGAUGAAGAAAGUCAUUGUGAUCUUUAAAGAAAAAUGCAGAAACAUCAACGCUCCUCAAGGCAACUGUGGUGACAUAAACCUGGUAAGAUUGGGAAAUGAAAGAACCAUCUCGAAAUCGCUAAAACCUUACAGCCUCGACCACCAGACUAAAGCUAGAGCACAGCGAGCCCAGCAAACUACAGGUGCUGACGUACAAACGCAGAAGGAGCAUCUGGACCGGGCUAUUGACAAUCUCUCCCAGCGAUGUGCAAAGACGCCAAAGGAUUCAAUUGAUUACAAGAAUAUGAUGGAGAGGAAGAGGCAGCUUCUGAAAGAGAGAGAAGGAUUGAGUCGGCAGAUUAAAGAGAGUCGCAGUAGGAGACAAGAGAGUCAAGCAUUUGUGCUGCAGAAUGCUAAUGUGAUCUGCUGCACGCUCAGCACCAGCGGAAGUAUUGUCCUCGAGAAUGCCUUCCGUCGACUCGGACAUGAACCAUUUAACUGCGUCAUCAUCGAUGAGGCUAGUCAGGCUAAAGAAACUGAGACGCUGAUUCCCAUGCUUUACAGAUGUCCUUCCAUAAUCCUCGUCGGUGAUCCCAACCAGCUUCCACCAACCGUUGUCUCGCUGAAAGCCAAGGAGUUUGGCUAUGAUCAGUCUCUUAUGGCACGGUUAUGCAAAAAUCUUCAUCCAUCAAACCCGCAACAUUCUCCCAUCCUCCUCCUCAGCGUGCAGUACCGCAUGCACCCUGAGAUCUGUGAAUUCCCCUCCAAAUACAUCUACAACAGUGCUCUUAAGAAUGAGUGUGAGACUGCCAAGAAACGCUGUUCCUUCAACUGGCCCUUCAAGCCCUACAAAGUGUUUGACGUGACAGAUGGGAGAGAGAUGAAGGAGAGAGAUUCAUUUGUUAACCCCAAAGAGGUCGGUUUGGUCUUGCUGCUGUUGAAGCUGCUGGGCGAGAAGCAGUCAGUGCGAGUGGGUGUCAUAACGCCCUACAACGCACAGAAACAACGGAUACUGGAAGCCGUUAGGAGAUCAGGCAUCAACAAACAACUUCAGGUGGAAGUAGAUACUGUCGAUGGCUUUCAGGGCAGAGAAAUGGACUGCGUCAUUGUGUCUUGUGUGAGAGCCAGCAGUGAAAUGGGUUCCAUCGGGUUUGUUGGAAAUCGGCAGAGGAUGAAUGUUACCAUUACCAGAGCCAAAUUUAGUCUCUUCAUACUGGGACAUCUACGCACACUCAGGGAACAAAGGGACUGGGGAGAGUUGAUUGAGGACGCUGGGAGACGGGAAGUUAUAAUCAAAACCAUGCAAAGAGGUUUUGAAAGUGAUGUCAAGAAGAUUCUUAAACGUGAUCCGCCGACUCGCAGUCUCUCUCAUCCCCCUGCUAUGCAAUCAAGCACUGUGACCUCACCUGUUUCACCUGUUCAGGCUCCGAUGGAAAUAGAGCCUGCGCCACGAUCCAGCCGUGACAUGAGCAGCGUUCAGCCACAGCAGGCUAUGCCACGUCUAAUACCUUUGGAGUGCCUUAAAGACCCACGGAUAAAUGAAAGGCCCACAGACCCACGCUUUCCAGAGCGGCAGCCAAUCAGAGAUCCGGGACAGGAGAGGCGGGGCUUACCAGCGCCACACCUCCAAACACACAGAGUUUAUUCAAAUGACGCUGACUCUCAAAGUACCGGCCAAUCUUCCAGACACUCUUCAAAACAUCGCGGUUCCUCACCGCCUAGACGAUACCGGAGAUAAAUUCAUUGUCCGUGUUUUUAUUUUUCAUUAAAGCUCAACCGCAAUCCAUUGAGAGAGAUGUUUUUUCCUCAUGUCCUCUUCUCCAUGUUUGAAAGCUCACAAAGUGUCUGUGUUAACUCUUUCUCAGGCAUAGGGAAUUCACUCGAUGGCAGUGCUUGUCUAAUCUUGGACUCCUCCUAAUCAUCCUUUGCUGCUAAACACAUUGAAUAUAGCUAUUUUAUUCAUGAAGAGGGAUGUUUUUUUUUUUUUGGGCCUUGAGUGUGCCUUCAAAAAAAAAUAUGAAUGCAAUAAUUGGACUUUCUUAAUAUGUUAGACAUGCUCAAAAAUAACCAAUUUUGGUGUAUCAUACUGUAUAGUUUGUCACUUAUUUAAAAGUAGUUUUGAUUUAAGGUUUGUUGCAUGGAUGGAUUUGCUGUGGAAGUGUGUUGAAUGCAGUGCCAUUUGUUUCUCAAAUUUGGUUGUUUUAUACUGGCUUUUAACAUACUGCAUGUGGUGAGUAGGUUUUUCGGUUAAACCUGGAUUAUAUUUGAUUGAGCCAACUGUUAGAAUAGAUUGUACAGGUAAUUUUGGUAACAACAGUAAUUAUUUAGGAGGAGUUAAAGAAGGCCAAGAACCAAACCAGGGGAAGUCUUCCUUUACAUUUUAAUUUCAAAUGUAAAAUGACAUGUUUUUGAAUUGUAAAUUAAGUUUGAAAUUGUAUAGUUGAAGUAUGCUAGCCAGAUAACUGGAGACUGAGCGAUUGGCCUGCUACUGUGGUGUUUUUCUUGAGUUUUACCUUUUGUGUGACCAGUUUUACAAAAGUGUACGAAGAGGUCUUUUUUUUGUACGGAUGCACUUUUUGUAGACAGGAAAUUAAAACAAGUUCUUUUUGUUUUUUUGUAUUUUUUGGACAUUUUUAUUGUAUUAUUACGUGGUAUUAAAUGACAAUCACUGCGCCAA
Pimephales promelas (fathead minnow) is the source of this 8234-nucleotide messenger RNA. It is a transcript of the gene setx, whose product is annotated as senataxin. Gene Ontology annotation, biological process: termination of RNA polymerase II transcription. The record is from RefSeq and is a predicted model, not a curated record. Gene Ontology annotation, molecular function: transcription termination site sequence-specific DNA binding; helicase activity. NCBI's taxonomy places the organism in Eukaryota, Metazoa, Chordata, Actinopteri, Cypriniformes, Leuciscidae. Gene Ontology annotation, cellular component: nuclear body.